Molecule: messenger RNA, 2147 nt
Organism: Tilletiopsis washingtonensis
Lineage: Eukaryota; Fungi; Basidiomycota; Exobasidiomycetes; Entylomatales
Exons: 13
Coding region: 31-1986 (651 amino acids)
Cellular component (GO): membrane
Source: RefSeq, a predicted model, not a curated record
CCAGCCCCCACCCCCUCUCCUUGCCCAGCCAUGCCCACGCUCAACGUCAAAUGCGGGCCCAUGCUGCGCUACGACACGUGCGUGGCGGGAGUGUGGCUCGGCUAUGCGCUGUUAGUGCUCGAGGAUGCCACCUCGCAAGUCUCCGACGCCGCGCCGCCCACGCUGCAGUUCCUCGCGCGUCCCAGCCGCGGGCCGUACGACCAGGGUGGUCCCGCCGCGGUGCGCGCGGGCGAGAAUGCGCAGGCGAGCAGCAAGGGCGUGCGCAUCCACACGCAUCAGGGUGCAAAGGGAGCAUUCAGCUUUUGGCGCUUCAAGAUCGAGGUGCACCAGCAGGACGUCGAACUGGCAGUGACGUACAGCAUCGACGGCACCGCACAUCCAAACACGGACAGUCCCGCCGCAGAGGGCGGCAGCCACACGUUUUACGUGCCGGCCAAGACGCAGAACUUCCGUUGGGCCGGUCACUCGUGCAACGGCUUCUCGUCGUCGGAAGACCCCACUGCCUGGGCGCCCCCGAACUGCCCGGAUCCGGCGCCCAUCAAUGGCGCCAACCCGCUGUGGGACGACUUGCUCAAUAACCACCACGCCAAGAAUGUCUUCCAUGCCCUCGUGGGCGGCGGCGACCAGAUGUACGCGGACAAGCUGAUGAACGAGCCCGAGAUGAAGCUGUGGCACGACGAGCAGGACAAGAAGAAGCGCAUGGAGAUUCCCCUCACGCCCGAGAUUGAAGAGUGUCUUGAGCGCUUCUACUUUAACGCCUACUGCAACUGGUUCGGCGCAGGCACGUUCUCCAAGGUCAUUGCGCAGAUCCCGAUGGUCAACAUGCUCGACGACCACGACCUGAUCGACGGCUUCGGCACCUACCCCGACGACCUGAUGAUGUCGCCCAUCUUCAACGCCGUCGGCCGCAAGGGCUUCUUCUACUACUAUCUCUUCCAGCAGUUCAUCAACCCGCUCGGCUGCGACGGCCUCGACGAGGCGCAGCACCCGCUCAAGAGCGUCCUCAUCGGCGCGCCCGCCACGUACGUGCAGAUCCCGCACCACUCCUUCAUGGUGUACCUCGGCCCCAAGCAGUACAUCGUGCUCGUCGACUGCCGUGCCGAGCGCAAGAUUGCGCAGAUCUGCACCGAACAGAGUUACGAUCGUAUAUUCAAGGCGAUCAGAGCACUGCCCGACGGCGUCGAGCACCUCACGAUCCUCCUCGGCGUGCCGCUGGCAUACCCCCGCAUGGUCUUCCUCGAACGCACCCUCUCGUCCAAGUUCAACCCGCUCGUGCUGCUUGCGAAAUCCACAGCAAAAGGAUUCGUUAACCGAUUUAACGGAGAGGUCGAGCUCCUCGACGACCUUGGAGACCACUGGACGGCGCAGCCGCACAAGAAGGAGCGCAACUGGCUCGUCGAGCGUGUCCAGGAACUUAGCUUGGAGAAGCGCAUCCGCAUGACGUACCUGUCGGGCGAUGUCCAUGCUUGCGGCGUCGGCGUGUUCUACGGCUACCACGCCCAUUCGCCUGCGCAUGAUCCGAAGUACGCCCUGGCCAUCAUCUCGAGCGCAAUCGUGAACGCACCGCCUCCGCCGCCCGUCAUCAGCAUGCUCAACAAGCUCGCAACGAAGACGCACCGCAGUCUCUUCUACUGCGGAACGAAGGAGAGCAUGGUGCCCCUCUUCGAGGAGGGCCUCGACGGCAAGAAGCAGAAUGACUCGGCCAUCAUGGGUGCGCGCAACUACUGCAUCUGCGACUACGACGAGAGGAGCGGCGCCCUCCAGUUUGAUCUUCGCGUGGAGAAGGAGAAGGGCCUCGCUGCGCAGGGAACGAAGAGUUACAAGGUGACCACUCCUCGUCCGGAGUUUGAUGUGCCCAAGGAGCAUCAUCAUCUGCUCCACACCAAGGAGUGGGGCAAGUUGAUCGGCAAGAAGGAGAAGGAGAAUGCGGGCAGCAGCACGCACACGCGCGAGACGAGCCAUGCCUCGACUGCCUCUUCCGCCUAAGCUGCACCAGGCUGCAAUCAUCGAUCCGGAUACCCCUUCUAUGCGCCCAACGUCGGCGUGCGGACCACCGCCGCCCGCGUCCGCAAAGCUCUAUGCCCUCCUGCCUCUCGUCUUGUUCGUCUAGCUUGUGCUGCGUCUAUGUCUUGAAUGUCUACUCUUGC